AUGCCCUUAACACGCAGGACGCCUUGUUUCUGGGAAUCCUUCUGUGCCCAUGUCGCUAGCCUAGCCACCAAACACAUCAUCGUCGGAGGUGACGUCAACGCGACACAAUCCCCAGCCACGGACUGCAAGACAUAUCCGGAUAAAACACCGACCACGACUAGAAAUGACAAACUUUAUGCCAACUUCCUCAAGGAUACAGCUCUCAUAGACGUUUGGAGGGCACACCACCCGUCGGUCAAGAACUACACCUUUUAUUCUCACACGCACAGGUCAUACUCCAGGAUCGACAGCUUCCUUACGUUGCAGACCAUCCAGCCCUGCACAGUACAAACGUCCAUUGGCAAUAUUGUAUGGUCUGACCAUGCCGAGGUAGCAUUGACCAUCCAAAUCCCUCGCCUGUCACGCGAGUGGCGGUGGCAUCUCAACCUGUGGAUCCUCCGAGACAAGCCUACCAUAUACACCGUGAACGAAGAAAUCAAAACAUACUUUGAACUCAAUACCUAGGAAAAUGUGGCCCCAGCGACGGUGUGGGCAGCCCAUAGAGCCGUGAUUCGUGGAAAACUUAUAGCAAUAGCCUCGUCACAAAAACAACAACGCCUAAAAAAUCUAACCACCGCGUUGGCAGAACUGACAAGGCUGGAAACGCUCCACAAGCAGGCCCCGUCAGACCAACUUCUAGCCCACAUUACAGCUACACGGGAACGAAUCACACAGCUGUCAAAAACCGACGUGGCCAAGAACCUUAUGUGGACGAAACAAAGGUUCUAUGAGAAAGGCAACAAAGCCGACUCCCUUCUCGCACAUUAUAUCAAAGAUACGGACCCGAACUGGAGAAAUUAUGCGCGAUCCGGAACAAAUAGCUGUGGAAUUUCUGUACUACUACACUAA
Messenger RNA from Pelobates cultripes (western spadefoot toad), 888 nucleotides. The record is from the annotation of a GenBank genome assembly. NCBI's taxonomy places the organism in Eukaryota, Metazoa, Chordata, Amphibia, Anura, Pelobatidae.